AUGCGGUUUGAAAUCGACCCCGACAUCGUCCCCAACUUGAAACUGGGCCUCCACUCAUUCCAGAUCAUCAUAUCUCUGGUCGCAUGGUGUCUGCAGAUUGGUGUUUUCAAUGCAAAGGAUGCAGAGGUCAACGGAAGGAAUGGCUGGGCAUUCGCAGUGUGUUUCCUUUCUGUCCCAGCCUGGAUCUUCCUCAUCAUGACUCCCCGAUGGGGUCGCACUCGUCGCUUCGCUCAACCGCAUGCCAUGCUUGCUGUUGACGCUGCUUUCACAAUCAUAUGGCUAUCUGCCUUCGCUUGCCAGGCUGCCUACAAUGCCGCUGGUGAUUGCGGGAAGGCCUGCGGCAUCAGCAAGGGUGUUGUCGGCUGUGGUGUUCUGGUAACCCUCCUUUUUGCUGGUACAACUUUUGUUUCCGCAUUUACCCUCAACUACUACAACAACCACAACAUCCUGCCUGGUUACGACAACCGCCAGAUGGGCAGCGACAACAUCGACCCUGACAAGGCUGCUUUCUCCAUGGCCCCUCACGGCGAUGAGGCUUACGAGCGAGUCGACAUGGACGAUCACGAACCAUCAGGCAGUGCCUACGGCGGUGGCUACAACAACAACAGCUAUAACAGCCACUCUCGCUAUGGCGAUGCCAACCCCUAUAGCGCCGAUGACGAGGAUCCCGAUCGUUUCGGUGCUCUCCCCCCUCGAAACAACACCCUCUUCGACAACGACACUGAGUACCACUCUGGCGGUGCUCCUCCAUCAAUGCCAGCCAGCUACGCCAACCCAACAGGUGGUCAUCCUUAUGAGGAUGUACCCGCACAAUUCCCCGCCGGCAACUACGAUAGGGGGCACUAA
Molecule: messenger RNA, 846 nt
Organism: Fusarium musae
Lineage: Eukaryota; Fungi; Ascomycota; Sordariomycetes; Hypocreales; Nectriaceae
Exons: 3
Coding region: 1-846 (281 amino acids)
Source: RefSeq, a predicted model, not a curated record